AGGAAGAGGAGGAAAAGGAGGUAAAAGGAGGAAGGCGAAGAAGGCGAAGGAAGGAGGAGCCGCCACCGCCGCUCCCCCCCGGGCCGGCGCUGGGGAUGGUGUUGGCCGCGGCAGCCGGGCCCUGACGCCGCGCUCAGGUGGGAAGCAGCAGUGAUGCUAACGCUGGCCAGCAAGCUGAAGCGGGAUGAUGGCGUCAGAGGGCCCCGUGCGUCCAACCCAGCGUCCGACUCCACUCGCAGGGUGUCUGUCCGGGACAAAUUGCUCGUUAAAGAGGUUGCAGACCUUGAAGCUAAUUUACCUUGUACAUGUAAAGUGAAUUUUCCUGACCCAAACAAGCUCCAUUACUUUCAGCUAACUGUGACCCCAGAUGAGGGCUAUUACCAAGGGGGAAAGUUUCAGUUUGAAACUGAAGUUCCUGAUGCCUACAAUAUGGUGCCUCCAAAGGUAAAAUGUUUGACAAGAAUCUGGCACCCAAACAUUACAGAGACAGGAGAAAUCUGCCUGAGUUUAUUGAGAGAGCACUCAAUUGAUGGCACUGGCUGGGCCCCAACUAGAACGUUAAAGGAUAUUGUCUGGGGGUUAAACUCUUUAUUUACUGAUCUUUUGAAUUUCGACGAUCCUUUGAAUAUUGAGGCUGCAGAGCAUCAUCUGCGUGACAAGGCAGCUCCAGCGUACCAGGAUAGCGUGCAAAGCCUCCUCAUCUGCUGCGUGCAUUGUCUCUUCAGUUGUUCUCUUUUUUACCAGAUGAGGACUUUCGGAUUAAAGUUGAAGAUUACAUUAAGCGCUACGCGAGAUGAUGAAGGGGGACGGACGGCGGCACCGUGGCUCCGAUCCAGAGUUGUCCUCAACUUCAACAGCAGCCAAACCAGCCCGGAUUGUACCAGUCCCGUGUCCAUGUUGUACCGAAGAAGAAAACUAACUUCAUAACCUGUCCGUGUUCAAAGGAGAGCUCAGCAUAAAUACAGCAAGAAAUUGUGUCUGUUGGUUGAAAGUUGUCUGCUUCCUUUUACAAAUGUUUACUCUUCUGAACUGUACUGUAUAUCCUGUUGAUAACGCUUGAGAAGUUAAAUCACUAUUGAAAUUGUAAUUACACUUUUUUUUUUUUUUUUUUUUUUUAAACUCUUGCCCAAUGUGGAGGGGGGAAGGAAAAAAAAAAACCAACCCGAACAACCCAAGCAGAAAAGGUGGUGUGUUUUUGGAACGCUGAGUUGGCAAUAAAUGGUCUCCUGUGAACCAAAUCACAAAACUGUUGCCUUUGAUGAGCAGAAACAAUAUGAGCUUUUUCGAAGAGUCACUCAGCUGAGGCUUAGAGCUUGCCAGAGUGGAAGUGCAAAAUGAGAUUCUAAUUCUGGUAUUGAAAUUACCAAUGCUAUUUAAUGUAAGUGUUUUUGUCACAGUUUGGAAUUUUUACAUUGUUAAUUUUGGGUCCUGUUUGGGCUACAGCAUUUUUUGUUUGGUUCUAUUCAUUGUGUGAAGUAGUUAAAAGAAAUACAGGCUAAUACCUAACUUAAGUACAUGUUUAGUAUUAGUAAAAUUAUAUAUAUAUAUAUAAAAUAUAUAUUAUAUAUUUCUGUGAAAAAAUUAAUGAAAGGGAGAUUUUUUUUUUUAAGAAAUCUGCCUUUGGCUUUCCAGUCUGGCUGUGGUGAGGGAGCAUCAGAUGCUGUUUGAUCUGAUGAAGGUAAAUGUAGGCACCUGGAGAGCACCUGAUUGUGUUCUCCAGAUUCCUGUGCUGAAAGGGAAUGAGGCAGCUGGAACCACACCACGUUUCCCCCCCAUGGGUGCACACUUGGCUUUCCUGCUUUGGACGGGCGUGAUGCUGCAGUUGCCUUUCCUGUGAGGAGCUGGAUGGCUCUGAGAGCCUGCAGAGGAGAGCAGCACGUACCUCAGGAGCAGCUUCAGUCCUGUGCCGGAGCUCCCUGGGCAUCCUCCAGCACUGGGAUCACGCAGGGGAGCUGAUGGAGCCCAGCUGAGCUUUUAUAAACCAGAGAAAUAAGUGUUUGUGUGGUUUCAUGCAGAGCAGCUGUGUGUGUGACGUCUGGGCAUUGACUGUUGGGGGUUUGGUUUAUCCCCCCUUCCCUCUUUCCUGCUGUUCCUCUGCUGCAGAUGCUGGAGGGAAUGAGAACAAUCUCCAUCGCGGGCACGGCAGAGCUGGGGCGCAGACUGGGAGCGUGAAACUCAUGUGCUGAGUUUUCCCUGUGCCUUAUCCUCUACAGCUUCACCAGCUCCUGUAGCUGUUGCUGGAGGCCUGGGAAAGCAGGGAGGUGAAAGGCAGGGAUUGGCAUGCAGGAGGAGAGCUUCGCCUGCAGACGGUAUGAGGAAACACAGAUCAGCCCAGUAUUUUAAGCAGGCAACUGCACUGAGAGAUCUUUGCUGCCAAAAGAGAGAGGUCAGCAAAGGUAAGGAGUAAAACACUCACAGAAAGAGCAAGGCUGGGAAUUACGUGCAGGUUUUGCUUACAGCAUUUGGAAGGUUGCUGUAAUAAAAUAGUUCUUGCUGUGGAGGCACCCUGGUACUGUUCUGUCCCUCAGGAGGAGGGGUCACAGUCCCCAUUUCUUGGACUGUCACCAUGGAUGGCUCCCCACUGGUGCCAGGGAGCUGCUGCUGCUGUGCCCGGGGCAGAGCACAGCCAGGGUGCUGCUCAGGGGAGCCAGGGAAAGCUGUGUCCAUCAAAGCCAUCCCUGCUUCCCAGAACUAUCCUGUUUAACCCCUUCCCUGUAUUGUUGCUUGCCUGGAGGAGAUGAGCAGAAUUAAUAAAGUUUGGAUACUGUUAAAUACUGUACAA
Molecule: messenger RNA, 2782 nt
Organism: Hirundo rustica (Barn swallow)
Lineage: Eukaryota; Metazoa; Chordata; Aves; Passeriformes; Hirundinidae
Gene: UBE2F
Product: ubiquitin conjugating enzyme E2 F (putative)
Exons: 11
Coding region: 154-927 (257 amino acids)
Biological process (GO): protein neddylation
Cellular component (GO): nucleus
Molecular function (GO): NEDD8 transferase activity
Source: RefSeq, a predicted model, not a curated record